Messenger RNA from Sclerotinia sclerotiorum 1980 UF-70, 303 nucleotides. RefSeq lists its product with no specific name. NCBI's taxonomy places the organism in Eukaryota, Fungi, Ascomycota, Leotiomycetes, Helotiales, Sclerotiniaceae. The record is from RefSeq and is a predicted model, not a curated record. The transcript is spliced from 3 exons. Bases 1 to 303 code for a protein of 100 amino acids.
AUGUAUUAUCUGCUCAAUUGGCAAAUGCUUGUAAAAAAGGAUAGGAAGCUGAGUAAGGUUGGGUCUGCAAGGUCGUCAGAAAGGUUUCUCGCCCCCAUUUCCGCAUCAUGGUUUUUCCGCAAUACGUUCGAGCUUCCGAGCACUGCGAUGUUGGGUAUGCAUCCUCAAGAAAUAGUAUACCACCGCCCGGAGCAAUUGGAGGUCAUCGAAACAAGUUGGCGAAUGUGGGUCAGCGAUUAUGUUAGAGAAGAGAACAAAGUAAGGCAUGAAUGGAUAGUAGAGGAGUUGCCUAUGAUGUGUUAA